Molecule: messenger RNA, 3769 nt
Organism: Cuscuta campestris
Lineage: Eukaryota; Viridiplantae; Streptophyta; Magnoliopsida; Solanales; Convolvulaceae
Source: the annotation of a GenBank genome assembly
GUUUGAGAGUAAAGCGAUCAUGGGUUCUUCUUCUAGAAAUCUUUAUGCAGGAAUUGGAGAAGGUCAAUCAACCUCUAGGCCACCACUCUUUGAUGGCACCAACUACUCCUAUUGGAAGGAACGGAUGAGAAUCUAUAUCUGUUCCACCAACUUCCAGUUGUGGUUGGUCAUCAAAAACAGCAAAGAAACGCCAAUGAACAAGGUCAGUGAAAAACUCGUCCCAAAGACCGAGGACGAAUUUAAUGCCGAAGACAUCAAAAAGGUGGAGAACUACGCCAAGGCAAUCAACAUGCUGUAUUGCGCGGUCAACCCCAAUGAUUAUCGCAAGAUCUCUUGCUGCACCACCGCCAAAGAAAUGUGGGACAAGCUGGAGGUCACAUACGAAGGUACGGAUCAAGUUCGGGAAGCCAAAAUUGACUUCCUAACACAGGAGUACGAGAUGUUUAGGAUGAAGGAAGGCAAAAAGAUCGAUGACAUGUUCGAUCGGUUCUCCAAGAUCAUCAACAACCUUCAUGCCCUCAAAAAGACCUACGCCAACAAGGAUCUUGUGAGGAAAAUCCUGCGGAGUCUCACACCCGAAUGGAGAUCAAAGGCCGAUGUAAUCUACGAAUCCAUCGGAGUUUCCAAUGUCACCAUCGACGGGUUAAGAGGUAAUCUCAAAACUUAUGAAUCCACUAUUCUAACCCCGUCUUUGGAUGAACAAAAGAAGAAUGGUAAAGCACUUAAAGCAACCAAGGAAACGAUGGAAGAAGUUUCAAGCGAUGACGACAACGAGUUUGGACUCGUCAUCAAGAAGUUUCACAAGUUCAUGAAGAAGGAGUUCGAGCGGAAGGGAAGGAAGCACGACGGUCCUCCCAAGUGCUAUUGCUGUGGUGAGAUUGGCCACAUCAAGCCAAGGUGUCCAAAAGCCAAGCACGGCAAGGACAAGCCCGGUUUCAAGAACGGAUGCUCCAAGCACAUGACCGGGGAUGCAUCUAAGUUUCUCCAAAUUAAACCCGCUAAAGGAGGAAACGUAAUUUUUGGAGACAAUAGCAAGGGAAAGAUUAUCGGCAUUGGUUCGGUAGGUAAAUCUGAAAACUCAUCUAUAGACAAUGUCUUGCUUGUUAAAGAUUCACUCGAAAGAUUACACGUUGAAGACGAUGAAGAAGACACGCCAUUAUACACCAACCUGCAACCACAACCCGAGGAAACACCUCAAGUGAUGGUCGAAAAUGAGGACCAAGCGGACGAAGAAGAACACGAGAAAGCCCAGGAACAAGAGGAAACCGAGCUUCCCAUUGCUUGGAGAACGAACAAGAACCAUCCACUUGACCAGACUUUGUAUUUCACCACUUUGGGACCACCACUUGGCAUCACCGAGCUCAUUCGCCAUGCCUCGGGCCGCCCCACCAUCCACUCCGCGACCCCCGAGAGCCGGCUCCUUCUCUACAUCGUGUCCCGAAUCAUCAAGCCCUGGAAGCAUGGGCACACGAUCAUGUCCGGUGAGGACCUCAAGUUUCUCCACGCGAUCAUGCACACGGCCCUGAUCAAUUGGGCAAAGUUUGUCAUGAUCAACAUGACAGUCGCCGCAUCCACCGACCACGAUCACCUCCUCCCGUACCCGUUCGUGGUGAUGGACAUCCUUGAACGGAUCAAGGUAACCACCACUGUUGGCCCGCUCACAAAGGCCACGAAGCUUUGGAUGAUCAGCACCCAAACCUUCACCAAGCGGUCGGACAACGCCGCGCCUACCACUGCCGCGCCACGCCACACUGCCACUGCCGCUGGCCCAGCCGAACCCCAGGCCCAGGCCAACCUUGCCUCCAUCGCCGACUCCCUCAACCGGCUUCACUUCAAAGUUGACGGGAUGGAUGGCUACCUUGAGCGGCUAGACGAGGCUGUCCAAUGCCAAGGGUAUGCCAUGAACGCGUACUUCCAACGCGUUAACUACGUCCCCCCACCGUACCAUGGCACGUUCUUUGGGCAAGUGUACGGUGACGAGGACGAAGACGAUGACUCCUACCCGUCAAGCUCCCCGGACGAAGAUGAGUUCGACGAUGCCAUCGAUGGGGAUGAGAUGGACAGGGCUGAAACAAGGUUCUUCUGGGCUGGAAAUAAGGAUAAAGCCUACCACUGGAAAAAUUGGGGCCUCCUUUGCAAACCUAAAGAGGCUGGUGGUCUGGGCAUUAGUAGAUUGGAUCUGCUCCAAAUAGCCUUCAACACUAAGUUGUGGUGGGAACUUAAAUUUGGAGACUCACUCUGGAAGGACUUUGUACUUAAAAGGUAUCCUAAAGGGCUGCAAGGGAGAGUCUAUCAAGCAUACUCACCAAUAUGGAAGACUCUAGUUACCAUUGAUCAAAGGUGGAGUCACCUUAACGAUGAUGAAGUCCAGGAGACAGGAUUUCAAAGGGAGAUGGGUGUGGAUGAACAGAUCCUCUUGGUAGAAGAAAUGGUCCACAAGAUUGAUUCAAAGAUUAGAGGUGGAAAUGUCAUCCUAAAGCUACAUAUGGCUAAAGCUUUCGACAACAUGGAGUGGUCUUAUAUACAAGGGGUGCUGAACAAACUAGGAUUUUCAGAUCAUAAUCAGAAGCUGCUCAUGGCUAACCUUAAAGUUCACUCUCUCCCUGCAUCCAUUGUCAAAACUCUCCAUAGGAUGAUGAGCAACUUCUUCUGGGGCUACAACCUAGGGAAGCCUAAAUAUCACUGGAAAAGCUGGAAAGACAUCUGCCUACCUAAUAUUGAAGGUGGACUUGGGAUAAGGGACCUUGGGGAUCUGCAAGAGGCCUACUCGAUCAAGCUUUGGUGGAACUUUAAAUACUCAGAUAGUAAGUGGGCAAUCUUUAUGAGAAAUAAGUACGGCAACACUAAUUUUGAGGAAAACAUUACAGACUCUCCAACUCGAAAAAGGAUUUGCAGAAUACAUUUGAAAGCUAUGGAAAUGUUGGAGGAAGUAAUACCCACAGAAGAUGAAAUGGUAAAGAUCACCAUUAAACAUGCCUAUGAAAGCCGCAGACCUCACUCUACCAUCGCUCUUAGUGACAAAUAUAACUGGAACAACAUGCAAGUACCCAAGGUCAAACUAUUCCUGUGGAAAAUCAAUAACGACAUCCUACCCUUCCCAGAUAACCUCACCAGGAUGUCAUCUAACUUACCUUCUCAAUGUCCUUUCUGUAAAAGAAACGAAGGUUCAGCUAACCACUGCCUACUACACUGUGAAGCAAUAAAAGGGAUUUGGGACAAUUAUGAUCAUCUUAUAGAAGGGCCGAGCUACAGACCUCAUAUCAGCAUCAACCAACACAUCCUUGAAUGGCACCUCAGAUCGGAAUCAAAGACGCUAAAGGGAAACCUAAAAUUGGUGAUUCCAGGGGUCAUAGCAUGGAGCAUAUGGAAACAUUAUGCUUCAAUAACAUUUGGAAAUGAAGUUCUAAAUAUCAAAUCCAUUGAAUCCAACAUCAAUCAAACUAUUAACCUGUGGUGUUGGAAAAAUCGUCAAAAGGGGUGGAUGAUCUACGACUUCAACCUCCAUCAAGCAGGGCUUCAAAUGUUUUCACUCGGAGGAAAGAAUCUCAAAACGCCAUCAGAUGAGAAGUUGGACAGCAUUGAUGGUUCGCCGUAAGAUAGAGGCCACUAAGAUGAACAUUGUAUGCGCAGAACCUCCGUACUAGACUUUUUUCUUGUCUUCCCUGCUUCAUUCACAGUUAUGUGUGUGUUUUUACUUUUGUCUUUCGGGGCUUUGGUCUUGUCCUCCUCAAACUUGUAAUUCCCGUUUACUUUCUGGGCUUUGGUUUAG